Messenger RNA from Panicum virgatum (switchgrass), 477 nucleotides. Its product is annotated as S-locus-specific glycoprotein BS29-2-like. The coding region runs from base 1 to 477 and encodes 158 amino acids. The record is from RefSeq and is a predicted model, not a curated record. Gene Ontology annotation, biological process: recognition of pollen. The transcript is spliced from 2 exons. NCBI's taxonomy places the organism in Eukaryota, Viridiplantae, Streptophyta, Magnoliopsida, Poales, Poaceae.
AUGGCGGUCGUCAACACCGAGGACGACAUGUACCUGACCUACGGCGGCCUCGCGGGCAGCGCCGCGCACAACAGGUACGUGCUGACACACUCCGGCGAGUUCCUGCUCCAGAGCUGGAACAGCACGUCGGCGGCGUGGAUGGAUCUCCGCCGGUGGGCAAGCUGGGCGUGCAACCGCUACGGCCACUGCGGCCCUUACGGUUACUGCGACAACACGGUGGCCGCGCCGACGUGCAGAUGCCUCGACGGCUUCGAGCCGGCAGACCCAGAGGAGUGGAGCGGCGGCAGCUUCUCUCGAGGUUGCCGGCUAGCGGUCGCGCUCCAGUGCGGCGAUGGCUUCUUGGCCUUGCCGGGGAUGAAGUCGCCGGACAACAGCGGAUCAUCCAAGGGGGACGUGACGCGGUGCCUGGUGUGGACGCAGGAGUUGGUUGACACGGAGAAGAUAGGGGAUGAUGGUAUGGUUCAGUGGCGGACCUAG